This is a messenger RNA of Ilex paraguariensis (yerba mate), 1490 nucleotides long. The record is from the annotation of a GenBank genome assembly. Lineage: Eukaryota; Viridiplantae; Streptophyta; Magnoliopsida; Aquifoliales; Aquifoliaceae.
AUGAAGCUUUUGGUUUUCGCAUCGGCCAUGGAUUCGGUAGCUUGGAAGGACUGUAUUUUCUCAAUUCUCAUACUCAAUUUGGUUCUGGCUUGCCAACUCGUCCUUCUCCAACCACUGGUCUCCGCCCAAGAUAGCAAGGCUGGUGGUGCUGCUGCAUUGUUUGAGAGAGUUUCACAAAGUAUUAAGGUGAAACAUUAUAGUGAGGCACUUGAUGAUCUAAAUUCUGCUAUAGAGGCUGAUCCAGCACUCUCAGAAGCAUAUUGGCAUCGAGCAUCUGUUCUUCGUCAGUUGUGCAGAUAUGAGGAAGCGGAGAAAAGCUACAAAAAGUUUCUGGAGAUGAAACCUAGAAAUUCAGCUGCAGAGAAGGAACUUUCUCAGUUAUUGCAAGCUCAGAGUGCUUUGGAUUCAGCUAUUAAUCUCUUUGAUUCAGGCGACUUAACAAAACCACUGGAGUAUAUUGAUAAGGUCGUACUUGUUUUUUCUCCGGCAUGCUCCAAGGCCAAACUCCUUAAGGUGAAAUUAAUAUUAGCAGCUAAAGAUUAUUCUGGUGUGAUCGCUGAUGCGGGGUAUAUUCUCAAAGAGGAUGAGAAUAAUUUAGAGGCAUUGCUUCUACGUGGUCGUGCCUACUAUUACUUAGCUGAUCAUGAUGUUGCUUUAAGGCAUUACCAAAAAGGUCUUCGUCUAGACCCUGAGCAUAGUGAAUUGAAGAAGGCAUAUUUCGGAUUGAAAAAUUUACUCAAGAAGUCAAAAAGUGCGGAAGACAAUGUAAGUAAGGGUAAGCUUCGUCUUGCAGUUGAGGACUAUAGAGGUGCCCUUGCAUUGGACCCUAAUCAUUCCGCACACAAUGUACACCUGCAUCUCGGUUUGUGUAAGGUUUUGGUUAAGCUUGGUAGGGGGAAAGAUGCUGUGACGAGUUGCACAGAAGCACUUGAGCUUGACGGGGAGCUCAUUGAAGCUUUAGUUCAGAGGGGUGAAGCUAAACUUUUGACAGAAGAUUGGGAGGGAGCUGUGGCAGAUCUAAAAUCAGCAGCUGAAAGGUCACCUCAGCACGGCGGUGACCACCACCAACACCCCCCCACACCACACCACACCUCACCUCACCUCACCACUAGCGAUGACAAUGACAGCAACGCCAGUGAUCCAAUGAAACCACUAAAUGAGCAACCCAACGAAGACGGUGAAGCCAAGCCACUCAACAAACUCAACAAAACCACUCCGACUGUGUAACACUUCACACCACCUCCGGUGACCACCACAACACCAAAGAGGUGAUUCCCGUUAACAUACUAACAUCAAUGACAAUUCACAGUUACAAAAUCCAAUCAUACACACAACCAUGAACUUCAUAGAUUACACACGACACUAUAUCGUGGUUGUGGGUUGCACGAACUAUGACCGGCGAAGAAGGAGGAGAAGGGAAGAAAGAAAUAUUGAGAUUAUGGGUUUAGAAUUCUCAAUAUCAAAGAAAGGUUAAUCAAAGAUUUUGGAUC